AUGCCACCCAAAGUAGGAACUAAAGGAGCCAAGAAGGCCGUCACCAAGGCAAAGACUGCCAGACCCGGCGGUGAUAAGAAAAGGAGGAGGAAGAGACGUGAAUCCUAUGCUAUCUACAUCUACAAAGUCUUGAGACAAGUUCACCCCGACACCGGAGUGUCCUCAAAGGCAAUGUCCAUCAUGAACAGCUUCGUCAACGAUAUCUUCGAGAGAAUCGCAGCAGAGGCUUCCCGAUUGGCACACUACAACAAAAGAUCUACCAUCACAUCCCGGGAGAUCAGACCGCUGUCCGUCUUCUCUUACCCGGAGAAUUGGCCAAGCACGCUGUCAGUGAAGGUACCAAAGCCGUCACUAAAUACACCAGCAGCAAGUAAACAGUCUGAAGUUUAUAACUUCACAAACGGCCCUUUUCAGGGCCACCAACAUUUUUCAAAAAGAAUUUACAUUUGUUGUACAUCAAUGUCAAACUUCUAA
Molecule: messenger RNA, 474 nt
Organism: Mytilus trossulus (common blue mussel)
Lineage: Eukaryota; Metazoa; Mollusca; Bivalvia; Mytilida; Mytilidae
Product: histone H2B-like
Exons: 1
Coding region: 1-474 (157 amino acids)
Cellular component (GO): nucleosome
Molecular function (GO): protein heterodimerization activity; DNA binding; structural constituent of chromatin
Source: RefSeq, a predicted model, not a curated record